UAAGUAACGAUCAAUGUUAGUUCUAAUCAAGUCGUGAUCUCCAAGAUACCCACACGUUCUAAAAGCUUCCUACUCAAAGGACUCAUAAAGUGCGAAAAAUAACAAAGUGAACACAAUAUAAAUAUAUAUGUACAUAUAAAUCUCAAAAGUAAAACACACACAAACAACCAUGACGUCAUUGAGGCAGGAUUUAUCAAAACGCACCUUCUUCGUCCUAAGCGGUGUUACCAACGUGUUGAGCAAGCCGUUGGCCAUCGAAAUCUGUCGCAAUUUAAGCAGUGGCUCUGUCGUUGUACUCAUUGAUUUGCAUGAAGAAAGUAUGCAGGAAAUUAAGAAAGAAAUUGAAUUGCUUGAACGUGAUGUUAAAGUGUUUUGCACGCCUAUUCAGACAUGGAAGGACACCAAUCGUACACGUUUUCAACAAAUACUCAACGCAAUCCUAAACAAAUACAAUAGUUCGGGUUGCAACUUUGAGCUCGCAUUUAUUUUACACAACGAAGGAACCAUGGCAACUGAUGACUUAAUGGAGCCGUCUGCAACUGACGAAUGGUUAUCUUAUGUAGAGCAACAUCUCCAUGCACCAGUUGCACUUAAUCGGGCUUUCCUGCAUGCGCCACAAUUUUCAAAGAUCACAAAACUCGUUGUUAAUAUCACAUCCAGCUUGAUGAUUCGUCCAUCCGUUUACAAUACGAUGAUGUGCUCUUGCUUGAGCGCACGUGAUAUGUAUUUCCGUGCCAUGGCUAAUAAGGAGCAUGGUAGUGGUGUUAAUGUGUUAAGUUAUUCACCGGGUAUUUUGAAAACGCACAAACCUCAGCGAGACUCAAACCAAAAUGUGAUUGACUUAUUGCACUUGGAUGUUGAACGGAGGCUACUGGGGUUGCCGCGUGUCGGCUUAAAGGAAACUUCACUCAAAUUGAUAAAUAUACUCCGGGAGACAUCAUUUAUUUCUGGCCAGGAUGUGGAUUACUACGACACAUUCUUCAUAUGAGGAAUGCUAACGCGAUAUUACCGUGAAUUCGUUUUUGCUUGGAGUUAUGCGUGAUAUUUUUUGCACUUCAAUUUAUUUGUUGUUUGAGCAACGUUGUUGAUGACUGAAAUUAUUUAUGAAAAUUUAUAUAAGAAAUAAAAAUGAAGUUGGAGGGGAAACAAAUC
Ceratitis capitata (Mediterranean fruit fly) is the source of this 1152-nucleotide messenger RNA. Its product is annotated as sepiapterin reductase. The transcript has a single exon. The record is from RefSeq and is a predicted model, not a curated record. Gene Ontology annotation, molecular function: sepiapterin reductase (NADP+) activity. The coding region runs from base 170 to 988 and encodes 272 amino acids. Gene Ontology annotation, biological process: tetrahydrobiopterin biosynthetic process. Lineage: Eukaryota; Metazoa; Arthropoda; Insecta; Diptera; Tephritidae.